This is a messenger RNA of Fusarium sp. VM40, 2295 nucleotides long. The record is from the annotation of a GenBank genome assembly. Lineage: Eukaryota; Fungi; Ascomycota; Sordariomycetes; Hypocreales; Nectriaceae.
AUGGCCACUCAAGCUUCCAAAGGGGAGCAUGUUUAUGCUACGCUUCUUCUAAGCGAUUCCUAUCUUCCUGGCGCACUCGUUCUCGGUCAUUCUCUUCGCGAUACUGGAGCCCAUCGCAAGCUGGCAGUGUUGGUAACACUCGAUUCUGUAUCUGCCGACUCAAUCACGCAGCUCAAGAAUGUCUACGACUACAUCUUCCCAGUACCGCGCAUUCGCAAUGACAGCCCAGCCAAUCUGUACCUAAUGAAUCGCGGCGACCUGCAUUCGGCUUUUACCAAGAUCAAUUUGUGGAAACUCACCCAGUUUUCGAAAAUUGUCUAUAUUGACGCUGAUGUCGUCGCAUACCGAGCUCCCGAGGAACUCUUCGAUAUUCCUCAUCCCUUCGGUGCAGCUCCCGAUAUCGGAUGGCCAGAUCUAUUCAACACUGGUGUAAUGGUUUUGGAGCCCAAUAUGGGUGAUUUCUAUGCCAUGAUGGCUAUGGCUGAGAGGGGAAUAUCGUUCGACGGCGCCGAUCAAGGUCUCAUCAACAUGCAUUAUGGCCAACAGUACCAUCGCUUGAGCUUCACCUACAACGUCACGCCAUCUGCCCACUACCAAUACGUCCCAGCGUAUCGACACUUCCAAUCCAGCAUCAACAUGGUGCAUUUCAUUGGCUCCAACAAGCCGUGGUUUACUGGUCGGGAUGCGCCUGCUGGUGGUGAUCCCUUCAAUGAGAUGAUAGGACGAUGGUGGGCGGUUUAUGAUAGGCAUUACCGACAUCAGGAGUCUGCUUCUAGCAAUGAUUCAGCUACCCCCCAAUAUGUCCAAUACUUCACUAAAGGGGAGUGGCAUCCUCAGGGAAUCCAUGCGCAGCCCCCAAGAAGCGAACAACAUGGUCACGACUCCGCUGCGAAACAGGAACACCCUGCAGCCCAGGGUGAGCAAGAUUCGGGGCACCAUGUCGAGUCAUCUCACGAUGACCAUUCGAAAUCUGGAACAGCUCAUCAUGGACAACAUACCGCUCCUUAUGGUGAACAGUCUAGCUCGGCGCCCGAACAUCAACCUGAGCAACACGCUCACCAUCAAGAGACGGCGCACCAGCACCAGCAUCAAGAGCCCAAACAAGAGCCACCCCCGAUUACAAUGCAUGACUGGGAUGCUCAGAGACACCCCCCUCCUUCUGACUCGAAACCUGAAGCGAUGAAUUUUCCUGUCACUCAUUACGAAAUGUCUCGCGAUACUACUCCUUUUGUCCCGCCCGCAAGAUAUCCGAGUCCUCCAAAGAACAUGUGGUAUGAGGUGCCAAAAGAGAAGCCAGCCCCUCGAUCAAAGCCAGCUCCCGAGAUCUUUCCCUGGGAGCGCAACCGACCUCGGCCGACAAGGACGUUUGCAGAGCCUGAGCCAGCACCCGAGCCUGAACCCACCCCUGAAGAGUCUGGUUCGGGUCCUAACGCAGAUCCGACACAGCUUUCUCUGAAAACCGAAGGUCUGGCAGAGGGCACAUCAGGACCCGGGGCAAAGAACGAAUCGACCUUAUCUACCCCUAUAGUACAGAUUACUCCAUCGGAUCCAUGGACAACAUACACACGUACAAAUGCGUGGGAUGAAGUGCCCGAGAUUGAGCGGUAUGUUGAUCGUUUGCAUGGUGGUCAUCGACGUGGUAAGAGUUCUACCUCUUCGGUAGGGCGUGUGAAAAGUCCAACGACCGGUAUCUUAAAGAACAACCAAAACAGCUUCAAGCUUCACGGUUUAAAGCUCACCGAUUUCCCCAGCGCUGUUGACCGCCCCAGCUUGCCAGUUACGCCAGCCCCGAUCCAUCGGAACUCAUUCUUGGCUGGAGAAGACACGGAACAGGAGGAGGAAGGGGUAAAAAAGCUCCCGGAGGCUGAAGGCGUUCCGACGCAGUCCGACUGGGAUCCGCUAGCACAGCUCCAGAAGCUAGCUAAGCAACAAUCGGAUGCAUUGCUCAAGAAGCUCGGUGGCGAUGGGGACGAGGGGAGAGAAGGAGGAGUGAGUCGCGAGAUUCCAACACGCCCAUUGCCUUUCGGUUCGGGUGAUGUGAAAUCACCUACUUAUGUUGCGCAGUCCGCCACAGGUGUGUUGAGUCCUCAGCCGGUAAAAGGCGAAAGAUCGACAGGUAUUCUGCGCGACAUGAGCAGUGGCCGUCUCGAAUCCGGACCAACUUCGCAAUCAUCGACAAUCGCUGAGCCGAGCUAUUCAGGACCUGGCGCCGCCUGGGAGAAGAACGAGGAUAUACCGCAGCACGAAACACCAUUGUUGCCCAAUGAGGAUGAACUCGAUGCUCUCAACGCUUAG